UGGGGCUCGGAACGAACGUGGAUUUCGAUGGAAGUCGCGUCAGAUUGCCUUUUGCCACCAAGAACUUGUACACGAUGAGCUGCUGCCCGCCUGGCUCCCACCCCGCUGCGCCGACGACGAGCGACCUUGCGCCCAUCAGCAUGGCCGGCACGCCCGUCUUCUUCUACGACAACCCGAGCUCGCACACGUGCGUCCUUGUCGUGCCCGACAUCUAUGGCCCCGACAGCGGUCGCACCAAGGACAACUGCCGCGCGCUCAGCGCCCACUACAAGGUCGCGCUCCUCGACGUCGUCGACGACUACUUUACGGCAGCGGACAACGUCGGCGAGAAGCUUGCGGGCUGGGUCACGGCGCGCCCGUUUAGCGCGAUCCUGCCCAAGAUCCAAGCCGCGGUCAGCACCCUCCAGUCGCAGCACGGCGUGACCAAGUUUGCGGCCAUGGGCUACUGCUGGGGCUCGUGGGUCGUCGGCAAGUACGCCGCCGACGCGUCGUCGGUGCUCACGGCUGGUGUCCACUGCCACCCGUCGUGGGUUCUCGAGCAGUUCUUCAGCGGCCCGGGCAGCGGCGAAAAGAUUGCCGAGCACAUUACGUCGCCGCAGCUCUUCCUCGCCGCGGGCAACGACCCGGACUGGGUCAAGGCCGGCGGCGCUGUGCACACGACGCUCGCUGCCAAGCCGUUUGGCGCGCGCUGCAAGUUUGUGGCGUUCGAAACCAUGGUGCACGGCUGGAUGUGCCGUGGCGACAUUUCGAACCCCGCGAUCCUCGAAGGCUUCAACGCGGGCUGGCACGGCGAGAUCGUCCCGUUCUUGGCGGCCACGCUGCAGUAAU
Messenger RNA from Saprolegnia diclina VS20, 828 nucleotides. RefSeq lists its product as hypothetical. The transcript has a single exon. The record is from RefSeq and is a predicted model, not a curated record. The coding region runs from base 75 to 827 and encodes 250 amino acids. Gene Ontology annotation, molecular function: hydrolase activity. NCBI's taxonomy places the organism in Eukaryota, Oomycota, Saprolegniomycetes, Saprolegniales, Saprolegniaceae.